Messenger RNA from Osmia lignaria (orchard mason bee), 10292 nucleotides. RefSeq names its product slit guidance ligand (gene sli). The record is from RefSeq and is a predicted model, not a curated record. NCBI's taxonomy places the organism in Eukaryota, Metazoa, Arthropoda, Insecta, Hymenoptera, Megachilidae. Gene Ontology annotation, biological process: axon guidance. Gene Ontology annotation, molecular function: heparin binding; Roundabout binding; calcium ion binding.
UCAGCGGUUAGAGAGAAGAGUGAAGCAAAAGGAGAACGUGAAACGCGGAGGAAUCGGGUAUCGGUAAAUGAGUUUAAGCGUACCGAGGUUGCCGGACUCUCAUCCCACGCGUCAGAUCCACGUACCCAGGCGGGUACGGUAGUUACUAGGGCACAGACCAGCGUCAAGAUAAAGUCAGUGAGAGCGGUACCCCAGGAUGCGCAGGAACGGGUGGUGCCGUUAGUGGUGUCCAACAGCUCGUCGGAGAGGCGAGUGAAGGGAGAAGGGGGCCACGAACACGGGCCCCAAAAGGGCCUGCUGGAUGGUCUAGCUCCCGAGCAGCCAUCGUCAGUGGCCGAUUCGCGGAUCGACUCGGUGGUGAACAAAGGAAACGAGACGAUCGAAUCGUCGUCUAUUAAGGAGGACCUCGGUACCGCGUGCGCUGGUCCAGGUCGAACGGAAUCGGAUGCUGGACGAGUAUCGACUUCCCUCACGGUGGACGAAUCGAAAGCCUGCGAAGCUUUGAGGAUCGAGUGCGGUGUAGCGUUGAAUCGUACGCCGGUGUUGGUCCAUCAGUGGCGACACCAGCAAGAGGAGGCGAACGCCGCGUUGGAUCUGCAGCUGAUAGCGGACGGCAGCUCGGAGGUCCGCUCGAAACGGUCGAGAAAAACGUCGGCCGACGUCGAGGAAUCGUUGGAAAGGAGAGGAGGACAGUGUCCGGCGCACAGCAGGCAUAGAGUGUCGGCGGCUGGCGUCUCGAGGCAUCACGCGGACAGCACGCGAAGGAAUUCCAAUCGAUCGUGUCGGGUUCAUGGUCGACGGAGGGACCGGUCGCGAGGUAAAGCCACGGAACGACAGAAUCAAGAUACGAGAGAUUUGACGGUGAACGAGUUCGAGUGUUCGGUUAUACGAUUGGAACAGGACCCGAUCCUCGAGCCGGUAAGAAUACUGGGCUGCCCGCCCGCCGAAGGACUCGAGAUAUCCUCGUUCCUCGAGCCAGCUCCCAGCUACGGUUAUCCGGGCAUCAACGUAUCUCGUAUAGGAAACGGUGAGGCAGCCUGCUUCAGCCUGUACGAUCCUAACAAUAUUCUACCGAAGAGCCGCGCCGGGAGCAUCGCCAAAAUCCUCGAGGGACCUAAUCGCGCGGUGAAGGACAUUAACCGGAAGGUGUUGGCGAUGGCGCGUGCCAUGACGCCCGCUUGGUCCCUACGUUUACUCGGCGUCAGCUGCGGUUCCGUCGUCUGCGCCUGGGGACUAUUGCUGAUACUGUCCGUGCUGGGCGGUGGCGCCUCUCAUGGUACCGCCCUCAGUGGAUUCGGUCUCGGAAGUUUGUCAGGAACUAUAGAGGACAUGAACAGUGUUAGAUGCCCUUGGUUGUGCACGUGUACCGGACAGGAGGUCGACUGCUCUCAUCGGGGACUCUUGCAGAUUCCUGGAGACCUGGCCAGCAUGCUCCUCGCCGAAAAACUGGACCUGCAAGGGAACAAUAUCUCGGUGAUAUUCAAGACGGACUUUGAAGACAUGGCCACACUUCACGUUCUUUGGCUAUCGGAUAAUCAGAUUCACACCAUCGAGAGAAGUGCCUUCCAUGAUUUAGUCGGUGUCGAGAAGCUGCGUUUGAACAAUAACCAGCUACGCCAUCUUCCUGAUCUUCUCUUCAGCAACAUGAUGAACCUGAAAAGACUGGACCUCAGUCAUAAUCAAAUCGCCACCAUUGGUCCGAAGACUCUCAGAGGAAUUUCAUCUUUGAAAUACUUGCUUCUCGAUAACAACGUGUUGACCUGCAUCGACGAAGCAUCGAUACGAGAAUUAAAGGACCUAGAAAUAUUAAUGUUAAAUAAUAAUAGGCUAACAACGUUGGGCAAAGAAAUGUUGAAUGGUAUGUCACAUCUGCGAACAUUGAAGCUAGUUGAUAAUGCACUUUCAUGCGACUGCCAUUUGGCCUGGCUUUCACGACACUUGAAGACCUAUCCUCGUCUUGGACAACAUACACGUUGCGCCUCCCCGAUUCAUUUAAAGGAUCGAAAUAUCGCUGAUUUACAGGAGCACGAGUUCAAGUGUUCCGGGCCGGUUCAGCGGACAGGAUCAGAGUGCAGCGCGGAACCGCAAUGCCCGCAUCCUUGCAGAUGCGCCGAUGGUAUCGUCGACUGUAGGGAGAAUUCUUUGACGAAGGUGCCCACCCAUCUUCCCGAGGACACGAACGAGCUACGUUUGGAGCAGAACAGCAUCACGGAAAUCCCGCCGAAGGCUUUCUCUCCGUACAGAAAACUACGCAGGAUCGACCUCAGUAACAAUCAAAUAAAAAAGGUGGCUGCAGAUGCGUUUCACGGUUUGAAAUCGUUGGAAACACUUGUUCUGUACGGGAACAAAAUCACCGAACUGCCGAACGGUUUGUUUCAAGGAUUAACCAAUUUACAACUACUGCUGCUGAACGCGAACGAGAUAUCCUGCAUACGGACCGAUCUGUUCCGAGAUCUGACCAGCCUGACUCUGUUGUCAUUGUACGAUAACAACAUCAGAUCCCUUGCCAAUGGAACUUUCGCCAAUCUACGGAGCAUUGAAACGCUACACUUGGCAGAAAACCCGUUCAUCUGCGAUUGCAAUCUUCGAUGGCUGAACGUUUACCUUCACGCGCACCCUAUCGAGACGUCGCAAGCUAAAUGCGAGUUGCCGGAAAAAUUGCACAAGCGGAAGAUCGAUUCGAUAAGGGACCACAAGUUCAAAUGUAAGGGCGACGAAGAGCUCUUGACGAAGAGGGCUGGCGAGUGUAUCCUGCCCGGCGAGUGUCCAGCCCCGUGCGUUUGCAAUGGUGCAACCGUCGAUUGCUCUAACAAGAAGCUAACAUCGAUACCAAAGGAACUGCCAAUCUACACAUCUACCUUACUGUUGGCCAACAACGAGCUGGAUAAGAUCAAAGCAGAUGGCCUGUUCGAGAAAUUGCCCGAGUUACAGCAUUUGGACCUGAGGAAGAAUAAAAUAUCGCGAAUCGAGGCGUCUGCUUUUCAAGGAGCCCAUAAACUCACCUAUCUACUCUUGUCGGAGAACAGGCUGAGGGAAGUUCACAACAAAAUGUUCACCGGCUUGACGAAUCUUAAGACUCUGAACCUUCACGGAAACGCUAUAACCUGCAUCAUGCACGGCUCGUUCGACGGAUUGACUCAUAUACGCACCAUCAACAUGCAAGGCAAUCCUUUGUCGUGUAAUUGUCAUCUCGCGUGGUUCGCCGGAUGGCUUAGGAAACGAGACAUGUCUGGCGUGGUGGGACACUGCCAUGACCCGCCACGAUUGAAAGACGCGAUCAUUAAGGAUAUACCUCAUCACGAGUUCAAAUGCAACAACGACAGCGUGGGUUGCUUGGGAGACGAUUACUGCCCACCCCAAUGUAAUUGCGCGGGGUCAGUGGUGAGGUGUUCGAGGUCUCAACUUACAGAGAUUCCACGUGGGAUUCCACCGGAAACCACCGAGUUGUAUCUGGACGUGAACGACAUCAAGACGAUCCAACCGGAGAGACUGAACCACCUGAGGAUUCUUACUAAACUGGACCUGAGCAACAAUCAGAUAGGAAUGUUGUCGAAUGACACCUUCAGGAACCUCACGAAAUUGUCUCACUUAAUUAUCAGCUACAAUAAGUUGCAGUGCGUCCAACGCAACGCUUUGGCCGGCUUGAAAUCACUGAGAAUAAUGUCUCUCCACGGCAACGACAUAUCGGUGAUCCCCGAGGGCGCGUUCGAGGAUCUUAAAUCUAUAACUCACCUCGCUCUGGGGUCCAACCCGCUCUACUGCGACUGUAGCAUGCGAUGGUUGGCCGAAUGGGUGAAAAAGGACUUCGUGGAAGCCGGUAUCGCGAGAUGUAUGGAACCCCCGGCGAUGAGGGACAAGUUACUACUGACGACACCUGCGAUCGCGUUCCAAUGCAAAACCAACCAACAGCCAGCCGAAGUCUUGGCCAAGUGCGACCUGUGCUACACCUCGCCGUGCCAAAACGGAGGAUUUUGCGAGGCGCUCCCGGACCGGAAGUUCCGUUGCAAGUGCGCGCCAGGAUAUCAUGGGGACCGGUGUGAACAUAAAAUUGACGCGUGCUUUGGAAAUCCUUGCCGGAACUCCGGAACAUGCAAAGUACUGGAGGAAGGAAGAUUCAGUUGCGACUGCGCCCCCGGGUACAAGGGACUUCGAUGCGAGAACAACGUCGACGAUUGCGAGAACAACAAAUGCGCCAAUAACGCAACCUGCGUCGACCUCGUACAAGCCUACAGAUGCGACUGCGUCCCAGGAUUCAUGGGCGAAUACUGCGAGGACAAGAUACCCUUUUGCACAAAAGGACACGACCCAUGCGAAAACGGGGGCCGAUGCGUCGAUCACGGGUCCCACUAUAGCUGCGAAUGCCCAAUCGGCUUCACCGGCCUCAAUUGUUCCACAAACUUGGAUGACUGCGUUAAUCAUAUGUGUCAGAACGGUGCUACUUGCAUCGACGGCAUAAACAAUUAUGAGUGUAAGUGCGCGGCGGAAUAUACAGGGAGAUAUUGCGAGGCAGCACCCUCCACUGCCAUGCUUUACCCACAGACUAGCCCAUGUGCCCACCAUGACUGCCAGCAUGGUGCAUGCUUCCAACCAGCUCCCGCUUCCGUCGCGGACUAUCUUUGCCAGUGCCACCCCGGCUACACCGGAAAACGAUGCGAGUACCUGACGAGUUUGAGCUUCGUGGACAACAGCUCGCUGGUCGAGCUGGAGCCACUACGCACGAGACCGGAAGCAAACGUGACCAUCGUGUUCACGACCACGCAGGAAAACGGGGUUCUCCUCUACGACGGCCAAAAUGGCGGCCACAUAGCCGUGGAAUUGUUCAAUGGACGUGUUAGGGUCUCGUACGACGUGGGCAAUUACCCAACAUCGACGAUGUACAGUUACGAAAUGGUAGCCGAUGGUAAGCCUCACGUGGCGGAGCUUCUGGCGAUCAAGAAGAACUUCACGAUGAAGGUGGACCGUGGUCCUGCUAGGAGCAUCAUUAACGAAGGUCCCAAGGAGUACCUGAAGCUUGUCACCCCCAUGUACAUCGGCGGCGUCGCGCCGGAAAUAGCCUACAUCGCGUUUAUGGAGUUUCACCUGAGAAACAUUACGAGUUUCCAAGGAUGUAUUUCUGAAAUGUGGAUCAACCACAAGUUGGUGGACUUCAGCAACGCGGCUAAAAUGCAUCGAGUAUCUCCUGGAUGCAUGUCGAACGAGGAAGAGGCUGACGAAGCGCGAGACGUCGUCGAGGCGGAUGGAAUUAUGGUUAAUAUUGGCAGCAACGAGGAUUCCAUGGCACAAGAGAACAUGGCUCACGAACAUUCCGACAUUGUGAUGACUGGACCAGACACGAUAAUAUCCGAUCCUUGUGCGGGACACGAGUGCAGAAAAGGUUCGCAAUGCGUGCCAUCGCCAGGUGGAAACGGAUACACGUGUCGAUGUCAAACCGGAUGGCAAGGACGGUACUGCGAGAAAGCACCGACUUGUCGUAAGGAACAUACUAGAGAGUAUUAUAGCGAGAACGGAUGUCGGAGUCGACGACCAGUUAAGCUUGCCAAGUGUUGGGGUAGUUGUGGAAACUCGUGCUGUCUGCCACGGAAGACAAAACGGCGCAAGGUACGAUUAAUCUGCGCGGACGGGAUGCGGUACACGAAGGACGUCGAUUUGGUGCGCAAGUGCACGUGCACCCGGAAGUGUUACUAGCCAGGAUCGAGGGACGUAGGGCGCCACAGGUGUUCCAUAAAUACGCGUCGAGGCGUAUCGAGACCGAGAGGAAACCCCGGAGAACCGAGACAGUGUCGCAAUUCGAACUUUCCAAGCUCGCGGACACGAGCGAUGCGCCGAGAGUCGAUUGGUCAUCCGUACAACCGUGUUCUCGACUCAUCCUCGUGGUACGCGUGACAAGAAGAUUUUUGGCCAAGCUGGGACUAUCUGCGAUUAAAAGAAAAAAAUGAAUAAAAAAACGAACUGUCAGCCAUGGCCGAAAUCUACGAUGGACAUAUGAAUAAAAAAAAAAAAAAAGAAAAAAGAAACACACAAGCCGGCUCAGUGUGAUAUGUAUAAUCGAACGAGCAGAAAGAAGUAUAUUAACUAUUAAUAUCGUGCGUACGUGGACUAUUGAUUACGAAGAACAAUUCAAUGCAUAACUAGGUAUUAUAUUAAUCGACGUGCAUAUGUUCAACGAUGAUUAGGAGAGUGGAUAACGGUGCGAGAACAUGGGACCGCUGAUCAUACACAUUAACGCAUGUACACGAAUGUGUUCGAAGAUUUGCUGAUACCAAGCAGAAUCGUUCGCUCAGUGUGAAAUAGAUCUAAUGGAUGAUAGCGAUUUAUUGUAAAGAAUUCACGUUUAAUAUUGUUGGGGUCUUUCAGACGUUUCCCUCUUCAUUCAGUGUGUUCCAUUGUCAAUGGUAGGAUACGAUCGAAGUUAUCUUUUGGAUCAAAAAGGUAUUGGCACACUUUACUUCUAUUAAAAUAAUUUUAUUUUAAAUAAAGCACACUGCAUUAAUGAUAUUUCAAUCUCAAUGUAACUAGAUGUGCCAAUACUUUCUGGAUUCACUGUAAUUACUUCAGAAUCAACUUUUCCGUUUUCCAAUGUGCCCACGAAUCGUUCUGAAAGAUCAAUAUAUUUCGUAGUAAGAUUUCACACUUUGUGGUGUAAAAGAAAGCUUUGCUAGCGAGUUUAAGCUUCGCGCAACUAUGUUUCCAGAUCCGUUGCAUGCUCGCAAUCAUUUGUAAUUGUAAGUUGUAACGCGGUCGAACAGAAGUGUAAAAAAAUAACUCCAAAAUGUAUUAGGAAUAUUAAAAAGAAAGGGAAAACCUUCUCCAAGUUUAACUGUGGAACUCGAUGGUUUGUUAGGUCUAUUGUCCUCUGAGUAAACGUUUAAUAGUGAACAAGUUCUCGAACAAUGAUCGACGUCUGGCAGAUGAUUCGGGGAUCGAAAAAGGAAGCAUUUCCAUGUCGACUCGUUUCGUGUCUUGAUUAUCCAUUUCUUUUCAUUUUUUUUUUUUUUUACGAAUAUUUAUAACUUUUCGGUAUUUUAGUGGGAUAAUUUAACGAAGAGCGUGUUUAAAAGACGUACAGGUGUUUCUUGCCUUUUUCAUUCAUAAUUUAUUAUUCAGUUUAACCCUUUUAACCCGACAUCCUUGCACGAUAAAUAAACUUUAAUUUGAAAUAUUACAAAUUUCUGCAAGCUACUUAAAUUUCCAUUUAUAAAAUUAACACAAAAUUUAAGUACUGAGAUAUAAUAACCAACUAUUGCGACUGUAAUUGGAUAAACUAUGAUCUAAUAUUUAUUUAUUUAUUUAAUUGUACAAAUUAAUGUCGAGUUAGAAGAGUUAAUAAAAAAUCUACGAUUCGAUGUACAUUUUUGUCUCAGAAAGGUAUGAAAAUUUCUUUCUGCGAUUGAAUACUUGAAAAAGAUAAGAAACAACCGGGAGCACCCUGAGGUCUCCAGAAGUGAAAAGACCAUAAACGACUCUUGGAACCUCGAAUUCUUCAUUCCACGGCCUAACGUUUCGUUUUCGAGGUUCGAUCGAAGUCGAAUUGCGCGAGAAAAAUGGUCCAAAAAAAAUUUGUACGACCACGUGUGAAAAGUAAAAUGAAAGAAAAACGAAUUGCGAGCGAACGAGGGGACGAGUACAGCUAACUCGUCCACAAAAGAGGAUCAAGUAAUUAUUUUUGUAUGAGCGAAUUAUUUAAUAAUCGAACGUCGACGAUGAUUUCAGCGAUUGUUUUUCAUCGAUCUAAUAAGCGUGAUUCGUUCGAACUAUUAGGUUGUUGCAGAUGAAAUGGAUGAUUCAUUUUAACUCGGAAAAGUUUAUAUUUUUUUUCAAGUCACAAGUCGUUUAAUAUUGUAUAUUGUGUAUCGGAUUCGGUCCUAUUUUCAUUAAAUAUUGUAUUAAAUUUUCUGCAACAUAAAAUAUACUGACUGAAAUCCACCAAAAAAUAAUACACAAAUUUUACUUUAAUCCAUUGGUUGCUCUAAUUGAUAACCAGUUAUUUUGUAUUAACAAUAUUAAUAAAAGCUUUAUGUAGUUAUUUUCGUGACUCUUUAAGCUUUAAAUUGACGUAAAAUAAGUGCUGUUUUCCGAAACUUUUAUGUCAUGAAAUAAUUUCCAAAGUCAGUCAUUCGAUGUGCAACAACCUGAUACAAUACUUAAGUCCCUCUCUUAAUGUUCUUUUUUUCGCGUAUCUAUUUAACGUGUAUGAUAACUGCAUUGCAUCUUCCACUGCCAGUAUUUAAGUCGUAUUUAUUCGUCGUCCACAAACGACCCCACGAGCAAUACACUAUUUGCAGGACUCGUUUGUUAUCGAUUGUUCUUCUCGCACUUUCGGGCACCCUUAUCGAUGGCAAAGAAACUUUGUAGACAAACACGAUUGAACCCUUUGCGCAUUCCUCAAGUGCAACAUAAAUAGUGCACUUGGAAUGCAAAGGAUUAAUCGAUGAAAUACUCAGCAGUGUUCAGCGUUUUUCAACCCUUUUCGAUACGAAAGCGACGACUGAACGUGUUUCUUCGAAAUACAAUUUCGAUUAAUCUUCUUCCGUCAGAGAAUUUUAACGUGUCGACUAUCGCGAAGGAUCAUUAAAAAUUAAAUUUUUAAAUAUAAAUUCUCGCUAUCUCCGUCAUUUAAGAGUUAAUAUAAUCAAAUUACUUAAAUAAAAAAAAAAGAUGUUAAACCAAUUACCCAACUUUCUGAUUAAUUAUAAUAAUGCCAAUUACCGUAUUAAUUUAGCAACAGUUUAGAAACAAUUAAAUUUCUUGGAGUUUUUCAAAAAGAUUUUGAAAAUCGUAUCGAAAGGGGAUCAAUCGAAGAAGAAAACCUUAUUGUUCUUACUAUAUAUUUAGAUUACGUUAGAUCAUAUUAUAUAGUCGUUUACGUUAUUAUUCUUGUAUCAGCAUCCUGGAUGCGGUAAUAAUUUCUUGUAACGUCGUUUCUUUUUAUAGUAUUUUCUUCUCUACGAUGAAAUUACUUUUGCUAUUUGUAUACUCGUUUCAUAAGCGACGAUAUUUUCAUAAGAAAAAGGGACGUACAGUAUCGAACAAAGAAAUCUUCCUUAGGGAAAAUGAAGAAGGGAGGAAUCCCUGAGGAAACUUACUUUGCUCGAAACUGUACAAGCACGUCGUAGAGUCGUCGCAUUAUCGUUGCUGAUUUUUCUCUUUGUAUACCGUAGCAAAUUAAUAGGUGUACCAUAAUAGCGAUGUAUUUUAACGAUUUUCAUAGUAUUAAUAGUAAGAUAAGUUCGGCUGUCGCGUUGCGUUUCGAAUAGAAAAUUCAAUUUUGUCGCGGGGUUAAAUCGUUUGGUUACACAGCCAUGGAUUAUUGGACAUUUGUUGUUAAUAAAUAUUUGAAAAUAGCAGGAACAGACAUACCUAAUGGUGAGCUUUCAGAAUUUUUCUAUCUCCCUAAAAGAAAUUAACUAUAAUUUUUUUUAAUUGUGUUUGUAAAGGAAUAUAUUGAUUUUAAUUAAUAACUACUUAAUUAUUCAAUAACAUGUCAUAUAAAAAAAAAAUUAGAACAAAGGAUUUAAAAUGGUUCCAGUUCGAAGACCAAGUAAUCAAAAAAUUAUUGUAAAAAUUCUGAAAGCUCAUCGAUCCCGUUAAAAAAAAAUGAUACAGAAAAUAGGUAAAGUGUAAAGCAAGCCUGAAACCUGUAUUAACACCGCUGAUUACACGAAGGAAGUUGCGAGGGCCGUAGUCAUUAAUGUAUCCCGUAUUCGACCAAAACAUACGUGCGAGUAACGUCUCCUUGUAACAAGAUUAAUGUAAUUCGGGGACGUUUUAAGAAGAACGAAGGAGGAUAAGAUGCGAGAAUUUAAAAAAUGAAGGGAGAGAGAUAUAGGUUUUUUCUACGAAGCUUACGUCUAUACUGGACAAUAAUGGAGAUGAAGGAGAGACGAGAGGAUUCGAUUUAAAAAAGAAAAAAAAAACGUACGGUUUGAGGAUAGUGUUCGAGACUUGUGAUUGCUCGAAAUUCCUACGAGUUAUAUUUGUACAUUUUACUUUAUGAAGAAAACCAUUUAAUAUAUUUCACGAAAUCGGUGGACUUAAAAAUAGCGCAUGCGACUGAAGUAUACCAGUUUUAAGAGUCUUACGCUUAAAAGUGUAGCAAAUGCUUUCGUUCUCGGACCAGCCUACAAGUGUAUUUCGUCGAAGAUGAUGAUGAUGAAGGAGAGAAAUGAUGUGACGCGUCGCGAUUAUUCUAUGGCCGCGUCGGAAAAUGCAAAAAGCAUUUGUUUCGUCGACUCAACUCACUACCUAAAUAACUGUAAACUGCGUAAUAAAUAUAAUUAUUAUUGUUCCUUCUC